Molecule: messenger RNA, 3609 nt
Organism: Trypanosoma grayi
Lineage: Eukaryota; Euglenozoa; Kinetoplastea; Trypanosomatida; Trypanosomatidae
Product: WDdomain 65
Exons: 1
Coding region: 1-3609 (1202 amino acids)
Molecular function (GO): protein binding
Source: RefSeq, a predicted model, not a curated record
AUGCGGACCGUUCAAGGCGCGCCGCGCAUGAUAGAGCGCCGCCACGUUUUUGGCGUAUGUGAGAAUGUGAAGGAUGGAUUCCAGUACCUCGACGAGACCAAUGUGAUGUGGGUCGCGGGGAAGAGUCUUGUCGUGCUCGACACACAGCUGGGUACACAGCAGCUGGUACCGUGCACGCCAAACUGCGAGACCGUCACAGCUAUCACGGUGUCCUACAAUCGCCGUUUACUGGCCGUUGCGGAGAGUUUCAAGCAGCCCUGCAUCGUCAUUUAUGUAUGUGAUGUGGCGAGCAGCCCAAAGCUGAAACGGAAGAAGGUGCUGCUGGUGCCGGAUCUCGGCUCCACUGAAUACGUGUCACUGUGUUUCUCGCAGGAUGGGCGAUACCUUGUCUCGCUCGGUGGCGCCCCCGAGUGGAACGUUGUAUACUGGAGUGUCGAGCGCGCGAAGGUCGUGGCGUCAUGCUCCGUACUUGAAGAAGGCGAUCAGGGCGGGGGUGAACGGCACCUGCUCAACCAGUGCAGCAUCUGCCCGAACGACCCUUCCCUUGUAUGUGUCUCUGGUAGCGGCAUUGUGAAGUUUUUCAUGCUGCAGGAUAGCCAUCUGCGACCAACUUCGGGGGGCUUGCACGAGCCCGUCACAAACUACCUUGCACAUCUGUGGAUUCCCGCCGAGAAUCGCCUUAUUCUGUCGACAGAGAAUGGUGAUCUCAUCUUGAUGGAAAACAACGAAUACAAAUACCCACUCCCACUGUCGCCAUCAGACGGGAUUUCUAUCAACACACUCGUGGCAUACAGCAAAGGUUUUAUCUGUGGGGGUGAUAUGGGACUUGUCAGUAUUUUUGAGCGAACAGACAACAAGGAGAUGUACCGCAAAGUGCGAACGUUCAAGUUUAACAACGAUGCGGAGAACAUGGGGCCCGCAAGUGAGGUUGUGCCAGUUAUUCUCUCCUUCACGCUUUCCCCGCCACCUGCUGAGGAGUACGUUUCUUUCAUGACCAGCACAAAACAGCUGUACUCCCUUAACCUCCCCAAUGCGGACUUCUUCAAGUCAGAUGAGCGCGUGUUUGAGCCAAUUGGCCAGCCGUUCCACUCAGGGCCUGUUGUAGGCGUCGAUGUGUGCGUUCAGCGACCGUUCGCGGUUACUGCCGGCCGCGAUCGUUGCAUUUUCCUGUGGAACCUCAUCACAGGCAUCGUUGAAUUCCGAAAACGGUUCCAUACGGACAUUUACAGCGUAGCUAUGCACCCAUCCGGGCUACAUCUCCUCGUGGGACUCGCGGACGGACUCCGCAUGAUGAAUUUGUACAACAAUGAUAUUCGGGAGUUUAAAAACAUUGGAAUCCGCUCUUGUAUGGAAUGCCGGUUCAGCAGCGGCGGCCAGUUCUUCGCGGCUGUACAUGCCACAACGAUCCAUGUGUACUUCACGUACACGUGUGAACUUAUGGGCCACCUACGCGGCCACAGUGGUAAAGUGAAGAGUGUUUUUUUCGUUCCCCCAGACGAUACGAAGAUCGUUACUGUAGGCCUUGAUGGUGCUGUAUACGAGUUUAACCUCUGUGACUUUCACAAAGUCAACGACAAUGUACUCAAAUCGAUGACAUACAACUGUGCGGCGGCUGAUGUAGGCACUGUGUGGGCGGCUGGCAAUGACCGUAAACUCCGUCAGUUUGAUCGCACCAAAUUGCAGCAGGUUGCAGACUACGAUUUGCAGAACGCCUCUCUGUACUCCAUGGCGAUUAGUGCCAAGUUGAAGUUGCUCAUCGGUGGAUGUGAGGAUGGAACUGUUCGUGUGUUUAAUACGUACCUUGGUGAGAAACUCUCAGCAAAUGAUCGGGAUCGAGAAAACACCACAGGCAUCAUGAUUGAGUCACACAACGCCCACGCCGGAAUCGUUUCACGCGUCGCACUUACGUUUGACGAGUCGAUGGUGGUGAGCGUGGGCGACGACGGUGCUGUGGUGUUCUGGGACGUUGUGGCACCCUACCGUGGGCCACACAAGGAGGUGGAGUACGCACGGGAGUUAUUCAUGGCUCGCAGCGACUUGGAGGCGUCGACGAAGGCGGUUGUGACCCUCAACACGGAGACGAACGAGCUUAAGCAGAGAAUGCUGCAGCAGCAGAUCAAGCGUGACAGGGUCCACGAGGAGCAGAUUGCCAAGUUGGACCGAGAGUACGCGGAGGAGCGGGCACGACGGAUCGCGCAGUUCGAGGCUCUCAAGGCGGAGAAGAAUGAGCAGGCCAUUCGCUUCACAGAGUUCAUGGCGGAGAUGGAGAAAAAAGAGAAAGAGGACCUUCACCGCACCAGAGAGGACUACAGCGUCAAGAUUGAGUCAUUGCGUGACCGUGCCGAUCGUCUGCGGCAGCUCAUUGACGAGCGGCAGCGCGAGCACAACGCCCACAUCGAGGGGAUACGCGAGAAUGCGGCGCGAGUGCGUGCUGACGACAAGGAGAACCAGCGACGUAUCAUACGAGAGAUGGAUGAACGACAUCAACAGCUGUUGCUUGAGAAAGAGGAGGAUGAGCGUCAAACCGACGAGUACUGUGCCCUGAUUGAGGAAGACACCGAUGUGGAGGUGGUUACGCUCAAGGAAGGCGUCGAGAAGCGGCGCAAGGAGCAAGAGGAGGAGGUUGCCGCGCUGCGGGCCGCCAACGAUGCACUGCUAUCGCGUGAGAAUAUCACCAAAGCGGACCUGGAGGCGAUCAAGGCGGAGGUGCGGGAGAAACUUCGGCAUCAGGCGACGCUGGAGGCGCAAAUUGAGGCCGCGAAGCGCGACAUAAAGGCUCUCACCCACGAGUUCAAGGAUCGCGGGGAGACAAUUGCGGAGAAGGAGCGGCGCGUGGUUGACCUGAAAAAGAAAAAUCAGGAGCUGGAGAAGUUCAAAUUCGUGCUAGAGUACAAGAUUAAAGAGCUCAAGUCGCAGAUUGACCCGCGCGACGAGGAGAUACGGCAGGCGAAGAGCCGCCUCGCAGAGAUGGGCAAGGAGGCGGAUCAGUACACGCACAGCAACGAGCACCUCGUGCUGCAGAUACGCAACCUGCGUCAGAAGAAGGCGGGCCAGCAGAAGGAGCUUGAGAAACUCGCGGUGGGCAUGCGAAGCUUCGCGGAGUACCAGUCGCGGCUCUGGACGGAGCUGUGUGACCUGCGCGACGAGACGAACCCGCGCAAGCUGAAGGAGUCGGCGAAGCUGCUAUUUGACAAGUACACUUCCAACAAGGCCAUUGCCGCGACGAAGCCGCUUGCCUCCCGCACGGCAGCAGAUGAGGUGCGGGAGUACAACCGCGAGCGCGACCACCUCGAGCGCAACUUCGCGGGGCUGAAGAACAAGGUCAACAAGGACACGGAGAACAACCGCGGCGACAAGUACCGCAUCACCACGGAGAACGUUAUCCUCAUCAGGGAGAUCAACGACCUGCGCAAAGAGGCGCGGCUGCUUGCCGGCAAGGCGGGUAUGUGGCGCACGGCUGACCCGAACUCCACCUCCGCGUAUGAAGACGAGACGGCGCGCGAGGUUGCGAUGCAGCGCGUGGAGCUGAGCCGCCUGCGCGAGAUUGCAACGAAGCUAGAGGAAAAAGCGCGGGAGAAAAACAUCACUCUGCAGCCGCCAACUCUGUAA